CUCCCUUUUUUGCCCAGGCGUCUUUGUAUACGUCUCCGGCAACUUCUUUCUUUGCACUGUAAUCAGUCUUUCCUCUUCUCGAACAACUGUCAAAAUGAGAGAGUGCAUCUCCAUCCACAUCGGCCAAGCCGGUAUCCAAGUGGGUAACGCAUGCUGGGAGCUCUACUGCCUUGAACAUGGCAUUCAGCCUGAUGGACAAAUGCCGGGUGAUAAAACUGUUGGAGGAGGAGACGACGCCUUCAAUACGUUUUUCAGUGAAACUGGAGCCGGAAAGCAUGUUCCCCGUGCUGUGUUCUUGGACCUGGAACCAACCGUCAUAGACGAGGUCCGGACCGGGACAUACCGCCAGCUGUUCCACCCAGAGCAACUCAUUAGCGGCAAGGAAGACGCCGCAAAUAACUUUGCCAGAGGCCAUUACACAAUUGGGAAGGAGAUUGUGGAUCUGUGCCUUGACAGGAUCAGGAAGCUGGCGGACAACUGUACUGGGCUCCAAGGGUUUCUGGUUUUCCACGCCGUUGGCGGUGGUACAGGGUCCGGCCUAGGUUCUCUGCUUCUAGAGAGGCUCUCUGUCGACUAUGGAAAGAAAUCUAAGCUCGGAUUCACUGUUUACCCAUCCCCUCAGGUCUCCACCUCUGUUGUGGAGCCUUACAACAGUGUCUUGUCAACCCACUCCCUCUUGGAGCACACUGAUGUUGCAGUCCUCCUGGACAAUGAAGCUAUCUAUGAUAUCUGCCGUCGAUCUCUUGACAUCGAGAGACCCACUUACACUAAUCUCAACCGCCUUGUUUCCCAGGUGAUAUCUUCCUUGACUGCGUCUCUGCGUUUUGACGGAGCUCUGAAUGUUGAUGUGACUGAGUUCCAGACCAAUUUGGUCCCAUACCCUCGUAUCCAUUUCAUGCUUUCUUCAUAUGCUCCUGUGAUUUCAGCAGAGAAGGCCUAUCACGAGCAGCUCUCAGUGGCAGAAAUCACAAACAGUGCCUUUGAGCCGUCGUCCAUGAUGGCAAAGUGCGAUCCUCGCCAUGGCAAAUACAUGGCUUGCUGCUUGAUGUACAGAGGAGACGUGGUGCCCAAGGAUGUGAAUGCAGCAGUGGCAACAAUCAAGACCAAGAGGACAAUCCAGUUCGUGGAUUGGUGCCCAACCGGAUUCAAGUGCGGAAUCAACUACCAGCCUCCUACUGUGGUUCCAGGCGGAGAUUUGGCCAAGGUACAGAGAGCUGUCUGCAUGAUUUCAAAUUCAACCAGUGUUGCUGAGGUGUUCUCUAGAAUCGAUCAUAAGUUUGAUCUGAUGUAUGCCAAGAGGGCAUUUGUGCAUUGGUAUGUUGGCGAAGGUAUGGAGGAAGGAGAGUUCUCGGAGGCCAGGGAGGACUUGGCUGCUCUUGAGAAGGACUAUGAGGAAGUUGGGGCAGAGUCAGCUGAAGGAGAGGAUGAUGAAGGUGAUGAGUACUGAGCAUAAUUGCUUCAAAAAGCUUUUAUGAAUUCUGCCAAUGGGCUCAUUGGUCUGCAUUAGUGAAGGCAGUUAGAACUAAGCUAGUAUUUUGCGUUUCCAUCUUAUAGUGUAUUCCGCUUCAAGUUUAAUGAAUUUGAUUAUCUCAAAUCCAAAAUUUUCCAGCUUCUCUUGCUAGUUCUCUUCCAAUCUAAGUUGCUAAAAUUACAAUUGUCAUAUAAAAACAGAAUAUCCAU
Molecule: messenger RNA, 1680 nt
Organism: Rubroshorea leprosula
Lineage: Eukaryota; Viridiplantae; Streptophyta; Magnoliopsida; Malvales; Dipterocarpaceae
Source: the annotation of a GenBank genome assembly